AUGUUCCACCACAGCAGCAGUAAGAAGUGCUUCACCAUCGAGUCUCUGGUGGGGAAGGAGACCAGAGACUCCGGGGACGAGCCGAUCCGACCCACUGCGCUCCGGUUCCCCGAGUCCCUGCUCCCGGCCUCCUCCUCCUCCUCCUCCUCCGGGGUGUUCGGCUCCUGCUUCCAGGGCAGCAGCAGGGCCCUGUACCCGGACAUGGUGCUCCAUGAGGCCGGGACCACUCAGCAGCUGCUCCCGAUGCAGAUCCCCCACCAGAGCUUCUUCAGCCAGCAGCACCGGGACCAGCUCAGCUUCUACCCCUGGGUCCUGAGGAGCCGCUACCUGGGCCACCGCUUCUCAGGAGAGGACAGCAGUCCGGAGAACAUGCUGCUUCACGGUCCGUUCUCCAGGAAACCCAAAAGGAUCCGGACGGCGUUCUCCCCCUCUCAGCUGCUCCGUCUGGAACGAGCCUUCGAGAAAAACCACUACGUAGUCGGAGCUGAGAGGAAGCAGCUGGCAAGCGGGCUGUGUUUGACAGAGACGCAGGUGAAGGUCUGGUUUCAGAACCGCAGGACGAAGCACAAGCGUCAGAAGUUGGAGGAGGAGUCUCCUGAAGCUCAGCAGAAGAGGAAAGGCAGUCAACACAUCAACCGCUGGAGAGCAGCGACACAGCAGCCGGGAGGAGGAGGAGGAGGAGGAGGAGGAGGAGGAGACGACGACCUGGACGUCCUCAGUGAGGACUAG
Anoplopoma fimbria (sablefish) is the source of this 729-nucleotide messenger RNA. RefSeq names its product empty spiracles homeobox 3 (gene emx3). The record is from RefSeq and is a predicted model, not a curated record. Gene Ontology annotation, biological process: central nervous system development; regulation of DNA-templated transcription; neuron differentiation. The transcript has 3 exons. Gene Ontology annotation, molecular function: DNA binding; DNA-binding transcription factor activity, RNA polymerase II-specific. The coding region runs from base 1 to 729 and encodes 242 amino acids. Lineage: Eukaryota; Metazoa; Chordata; Actinopteri; Perciformes; Anoplopomatidae.